Molecule: messenger RNA, 1931 nt
Organism: Telopea speciosissima
Lineage: Eukaryota; Viridiplantae; Streptophyta; Magnoliopsida; Proteales; Proteaceae
Product: arginine/serine-rich coiled-coil protein 2
Exons: 8
Coding region: 142-1737 (531 amino acids)
Source: RefSeq, a predicted model, not a curated record
ACUCUGAGAUAUCACACAGAGAACCCCUAUAGGGUUUGGCAUUCUGUCUCCAUCUUCUUGGAGCUUUGAAGGGUUUGUUUGCUGAAUCAAAUUGGAUCUGGCUUUCUUUCGCUCUGGUUACUACUUCAGGUGUUCAACUCCAUGGAUUCAAACUUGCACUCACAGUCCCCAGAUAAAGGUGAUAUGAAACCAUCAUUUCGUAAGCCUUCCAAUGAUGCAGUUAAUAGGAAGUAUCGGCGUCGUUCUCCUAGUGGAUCAGCUUCAUCUUCAUCUGGAGGGAGUCCUUCGCACAGGAGAAGCCGCAGUCCAAUUAAUUCCAGGGAGGAUACCACAAAAACAUCUGAUGAUCGACGUAGAAGGAAGGAUGAUAGGAGGGAUUUAGAUAGGGAUGCUGGUCGAAGUCGGUAUGGGAAAGGUGGUGAUUCAUACAGAGAUUAUGGUAGACAGUUUCAUGGAAGUUCACUUGAUUACCGUCGGCAUGAUGACCAUAACAGACAGCACAAAUAUUCUACUGAAGGGGAUAAAGACUAUCAGAGAAUGUCAUCACGUUCUGGUAGGGAAACAAGUGGGAGCAGUCGUUCUGAUCAUAUGAGACAUGAAAGUGAGUAUGAUAGGUCAAGAGAUUAUGGGCAUCAUGUGGAUAAAUAUUCCCGGGAUAAACCUGAGGAUGUGGGCCGUAGCACUAAGGACAAAGAGAGAGAAACCACAGAUCUGGAGCGUCAGAAAUAUAGCAGUAAGGAUCCAUCAUCUAAUAGAGCUGUAUCUGGUAGGAGAUAUACUAGCUCAAACAUGGAAGAGAGGAGUGGGGAUCGGGAUAGACAUAGUAGGGAUAGAGGAGGUUGGGAUGAUAAAAAAGACCACAGAAGGAGCUCAAGAGACCAUAAGAAUGAUCGUACAUCCUCCUACGAAGAAUCUAGAGGAUAUGAAAAAGAUUCUUCUCCAGGAAAGGACAGUGUUGGUAGUCGUGUGAAAGAAACUCACUGUAGCAACCCAAAGGAGAUUGAUGGACAAAAAGAUGUUGCAACCAAAAAGAGGAAAUUAGAUGACAGAGAACCUGAAAAGCAUAAGGAGCAAUAUGAUAGAGAACGAGAGGAGCAUCUUGAAAAUGAUUCUAGACAUUCUUCAGGUUACAGAAAACGAGAUGGGAGACAUGAACAUGUUAAAGAUAAAACCAGUGGUCUAAUCGAGGAUCAAGAUUCUUCGCUCAAAAAGCAAAAGUUUUCUAAUUCAGUUGCGAAGUCCAUGACAUCUGAACUGGAUGAAGGACCGCCUCCUUCAAGUUCGAAGCAAGUUCAGGAGACUGGUGAUAAAGUGAAUCAAGAACCUGCUCAUUCUUCAGCUGGUGAGGCUGAAGCAACUAUUGAUCUAAAUGCAGCAAAAGUUGCGGCUAUGAAAGCUGCAGAACUUGUAAACAGGAACCUAAUUGGUAGUGGAUACAUGUCUACGGAUCAAAAGAAGAAAUUGUUGUGGGGGAACAAAAAGAAUAUUGCUAGCGACGAGUUGCAGCCUGGGCAUCGUUGGGAUUUGCCACUGUUUCCAGACCGAGAACGACAGGAGAAAUUCAACAAACUCAUGGGUGUAAAGGGAGAUGCAAAGCAGGAGCAGAACCCCGAAGAGAAAGAUGGAAGUGGGAUUUUCCGAUCAGAAAAGCAGAAAGAACUCGAGCUGGAUUUGGAGAAGCAUUAUACUGCUGGACUCCGACGAAGAGAUGGUCGCACUGUUGGGCUGGGGCUCUAGCUGCCUUCUCUGCUCCUUUCUGUACUCAAACAAAGAUGUUUGGUACCAUUUUUGUGUAUUUAUGUUUCUCCUUGGAUUCUGCUUUAUCUGAACCUGUACCUCUUGCCAUUUGGUUGACAUCUUUCACUGAAAAAUUCAGAUCCUCACAAAAAAUAUGCUUAGUUCGGGACCACUAUUACCAUCCGGGUUCAUCA